AAAAACAUAAACAAUUCUCACCUGAUCUUGAGGUUAAUUAUUUCGUCCGGACUUCUGUAAAUCGCCGUGGAUUUGUGCAUCGUUCGUGUGCGUGAGAGGUGAAAGUGGGCCCGACUGGCGUCAAUCACAACAAAUGACAUAAGUGAUAUGCAAGGUGCGGUGUCCGACAUUACUCAUCGAGAUGCCUGCGAAUCGCGUGGAGAACGGUACGGAGAUCCCGCUUCGGUUUAACGACGAUCACUGGAACCAGGUGUUCAAGCGGUAUGACACCGAUCACGACGGCUACAUCAGCAUUAGGGAGCUAAACGACCUGGUCGAGAGUAGGGAGUACGAGCACGACAUACCCUCGCAUGUCGUUGCCGAAAUUCACAGACGAGCAGAUCGGAACGAUGACGGAAAGUUGGAUCUGCGAGAGUUCAUCGAGAUGAUUCAUCAUCCGACAUUACAGCCAAUAUUUGGACAUCUGAUCAGUAGGUACGUCCACUUUGUCGUACCUCAAGGUGGCCGAGAUCGCAGUCAGCCCGACGGGCAGUAUGAAGACGAGUACACCUGUUGCCCACCCCCCGUGGGCAUGAUAUUAAUCUCGCUCAUCGAGCUAGUAUUGUUCGUGGUCGAUCUGGCGCAAGGUUCACAAUAUUCAGUGACAGGUCCGGUAGCACACGUAUUAAUUUACGACCCCUCUAGGCGGUACGAGGCCUGGAGGUACAUAACGUACAUGUUCGUGCACAUCGGGUACCUGCACUUAACCGUUAACUUGUGCGUACAAAUACUACUGGGCACACCGCUGGAAAUGGUGCACAGAUGGUGGCGGGUCUUAAUAAUCUAUUUCGCUGGUGUUGCCGCCGGUUCCCUAGGCACUUCCAUUACUGAUCCUACCGUGAAGUUGGCCGGGGCGAGCGGCGGGGUCUACGCCCUCAUUACCGCUCACAUUUCCACGAUAAUUAUGAACUGGAGAGAGAUGGAAUACCCGAUCCUGCAGCUCGCCAUUUUCGUCAUAAUAACGGCGUGCGACGUCGGCACGGCGAUUUACGAUCGGUACGUUCGCGAUAUUAACGAGCACAUCGGUUACGCCGCCCACUUGGCGGGCGCGAUCGCCGGACUGCUAGUCGGAAUAAAUAUCCUGAGAAACAUCCGGGUCACUCGCAAGGAGCGAGUUAUAUGGUGGAUUUCGAUUGUCACCUAUUGCACGUUGAUGGCGGUUGCGAUUAUUUGGAACGCGGCGUUUCCCAGCUACUUCCCGCGGCAGAAUUUUAAUAGUUUAUAAUAAGGGAGUUUAAUGGGUUGCUAUUUUUAUGUGCUGUAAUUGUAAGACCAACUAUGUGCCUGAAGGUAAUGUGUCUUGUCUAAUUUGCAGGUGUUGCUAUUUAUUUUUGACAAUAUAUCUAUGUUAUGGAUAA
Photinus pyralis (common eastern firefly) is the source of this 1397-nucleotide messenger RNA. RefSeq names its product rhomboid-related protein 2-like. The transcript is spliced from 6 exons. NCBI's taxonomy places the organism in Eukaryota, Metazoa, Arthropoda, Insecta, Coleoptera, Lampyridae. Gene Ontology annotation, cellular component: membrane. The record is from RefSeq and is a predicted model, not a curated record. Gene Ontology annotation, molecular function: calcium ion binding; serine-type endopeptidase activity. Bases 182 to 1264 code for a protein of 360 amino acids.